AUGCCUUAUUCCAUAUACUUGCAACUAGGCCUAGGAGAACUUAAGCCCACAUCUGUGGUGCUACAAUUAGCCGAUCGAUCAGUUAAGAAACCUCGGGGAAUAGUUGAAGAUGUCUUGAUUCAAAUUGAUAAAUUCUAUUACCCUGUGGAUUUUCUCAUCUUGGACACUCAAUCUGAAGUCAACUUAGAGUCCAAAAUUCCCAUCAUUCUCGGACGACCAUUCCUCGCAAUAGCAAAUGCACUCAUCAAUUGUAGGAAUGGUCUCAUGAAAAUCUCUUUUGGGAACAUGACUCUAGAGGUGAAUGUUUUCAACAUUGGUAAACAACCACCUGAUAACGAUGAGUGUUUCCAAUCAUUUCUGAUCGAUACACUUAUUUCAGAAGAGGUAGAAGCACAAUACACUUCCACUCAUCUCAAUGACCUCUUUGAAAUUUCUGAGAUUUCUGAGUCGGGUAAUACUGAAAUCAACCCUGAAGUCAUCAAUCAAUUACCGACCAAAAGAACCAUGUUUUGGAAUCCAAUCUUCGAGGGACUUCCUCAAGAUAGGGAAACACCAAAACCAUCCACUGUCCAAGCUCCUCAACCAAACUUGGCUCAACUUCCUAAGGAACUUAAGCAUGUCUUCUUGGGAGCAAACAACACUUUCCCUGUCAUCAUAUCCUCCACCCUUAAUGCAACUCAAGAGCAACAACUUAUCAACGUGCUCACAGAGCAAAGAGGAGCAAUUGGUUGGCGUUAG
Molecule: messenger RNA, 738 nt
Organism: Cannabis sativa
Lineage: Eukaryota; Viridiplantae; Streptophyta; Magnoliopsida; Rosales; Cannabaceae
Exons: 1
Coding region: 1-738 (245 amino acids)
Source: RefSeq, a predicted model, not a curated record